Papilio polytes (common Mormon) is the source of this 1240-nucleotide messenger RNA. RefSeq lists its product as uncharacterized. Gene Ontology annotation, biological process: carbohydrate metabolic process. NCBI's taxonomy places the organism in Eukaryota, Metazoa, Arthropoda, Insecta, Lepidoptera, Papilionidae. The record is from RefSeq and is a predicted model, not a curated record. Gene Ontology annotation, molecular function: hydrolase activity, acting on carbon-nitrogen (but not peptide) bonds. The transcript is spliced from 6 exons. The coding region runs from base 6 to 1142 and encodes 378 amino acids.
UAGAGAUGCGUUUAAUAUUACUUUUGUCUUUAUUAGUGGUAGCACUUGCAGCUGAAUUGCCAUUGGCCACGGAAUGUGAUGAGACGAAAUGUCUACUACCAAGAUGUAGAUGUUCUUCUACUGACAUUCCAGGAGGAUUAGCAGCGAAAGAUGUUCCUCAGUUCGUAUCCGUUACAUUUGAUGACGCAGUAAACGUUAUCAAUAUUGAAACGUAUAGGGAAGUUCUAUACGGCCGUAGUAAUUCCAAUGGUUGUCCAGCUGGCGCAACAUUCUACGUCAGCCAUGAGUAUACCAACUACGUACUCGUUAAUGAAUUGUACAACCGUGGUUAUGAGAUAUCUCUUCAUUCGAUGACCCAUCAAACUCCUCAAACUUACUGGGCGGAGGCAGACUAUGAUGUUUUGGUUAAGGAGUUCGCAGACCAAAGGACUUUGAUGUCUCAUUUUGCAUUGAUCCCGGAGCAGGAAAUCAGAGGUGUACGUCUUCCCUUUCUACAAAUGAGUGGUAACGCUAGUUUCCAAAUGAUGGCAGAUUCCGGUCUUGUAUAUGACAACUCCUGGCCAACCGUCAGUCACGUUAAUCCAGGACUUUGGCCUUAUACCCUUGACUACGCUUCAAUACACGACUGUGUUGUGCCGCCGUGCCCAACUGCGUCCAUACCAGGACCAUGGGUCUUUCCAAUGAUCAGCUGGUCAGACUUAAAUGGAUCUCCUUGCUCGAUGGCUGACAGCUGUUUCUUUACUCCUCCCCUAGAUGAUGAAAAUGCCUGGUACAACUUCAUCCUCACCAACUUCGAGAGGCACUACAACGGCAACCGCGCGCCUUUUGGCUUUUACAUCCACGAAUGGUACCUCGCUGUCAACCCUGCCGUCAAAGCAGCUCUCGUUAGAUUUAUGAAUUACGUCAACAAUCUGAAUGAUGCAUUCAUGGUAAACGCCAACCAAAUAAUUGAAUGGGUACAAAAUCCAGUACCCGUUUCGGAAUACGUCAGACGUCCUUGCAGACGUUUCUCAGCAACUCCUUGCCGGGCGACUAGCUGUGGACCGCUCAGAUCCGAACACAAUGGGUUGGAUUACUGGAUGCAAGUUUGCAACACCUGCCCUCGAGUCUACCCUUGGCUUGGAAACCCUCUUGGAAGAUAAAUUUAUUGUUAUUUAAAAGUGCUGUCAAAUAAAAUAUUUAACCGACUGCACUACAAUUGUUGUUUGUACACUAAAACGAAUAAAAUUAUUUUGUCGUA